Molecule: messenger RNA, 1035 nt
Organism: Suillus plorans
Lineage: Eukaryota; Fungi; Basidiomycota; Agaricomycetes; Boletales; Suillaceae
Exons: 7
Coding region: 1-1035 (344 amino acids)
Source: RefSeq, a predicted model, not a curated record
AUGCCGGCCCCCUCCUGUCUUCCACCAUUCGACAGCUUAGCUGCUCAAACUGGCAUGUUUGAGCUCUCUAACAUUCUAACUCAUGUUAGAUGGCUCGAAUUCUUCAUAAGGCUCAUACCGAUGGAGAAGCUCCGUACUGAGUUGUAUCUUUUGCACUUCGUACUUAAAGGUAGAGUCUAUUUGGGUGAUAUUUGGCAAAUAGUCGGAGGACGUAUGUUGGAAGCGCAGAGGGAGGAAUCACUGCGAAGUACUGUUGAGGAUCACUCAAACCGCUGGAGUAUAGAGCGAGAUUUCAUGGAAGAGAAGAGAGAUCGUUGCCAGCUGGAAGUGUCUCUGUGCAGCCAGGCCAUCGAUCAUGUAGAGCAACGCUGGGCCAUGCCGAUGCGUCCUAUUGCGGUGGCAGUCAACAACGCUUCCUAUUUCUCAGCGACUUCACGACGCGUUAUCGAACCUGUCGCUACUUAUUCGGUAGCUGCGCGGACCAAGUGUGAAACUUGGUUAAGGAGGCAAACAACCGACCCCAUUCCACCCAAAAGCAUCACGUUAAUCGAAACUAGCUUGCCCCUGUUCAGCUCGCCUUCGGCUAUUGGUCAAUUUGCCCUUGCGCAUCUUGAACAACGAAUGCAGGUCACCGUUAAUUCCGAUGACCCUUCGUUCAGUCUGCGGAGUACCUGGGUUACCAGUACUCAAUCGGAGCUAAUUUUCCUGCGGGCAACGAUGCGCCGUGCCCAAGCUGAGGCAGCUGUUUAUACACUGGCCCUUGAAAAUUCCCCUGCGUCAACCUAUUCUGACAGCGAUUCAGAUUCAUCACCUCGCCCAACUCUCCCACAGCAUCUACCAGAAGAAGUGCGUCGCUACAUGGACUACAUUGAUACCGUGUCGAUUAAUUCUCACACUGACACUGACUUAUUCACAAACCUUGUAAAUUUCGUACGAAUAUUUAUCGGGUUCGACUGUGCUUAUAUCAAUACAAGCAAUCCUAUCACCUUCGGAAAUUACCAUGAAUUAGAGUCUGCACAGUACAAACUACACUAG